Cucumis melo (muskmelon) is the source of this 1622-nucleotide messenger RNA. Its product is annotated as probable inactive purple acid phosphatase 29. The transcript has 4 exons. Gene Ontology annotation, molecular function: hydrolase activity, acting on ester bonds. Bases 266 to 1396 code for a protein of 376 amino acids. Lineage: Eukaryota; Viridiplantae; Streptophyta; Magnoliopsida; Cucurbitales; Cucurbitaceae. Gene Ontology annotation, cellular component: cytoplasm. The record is from RefSeq and is a predicted model, not a curated record.
AAUUUUCCUCCACCAGUAAACUACAAGUAAAGAAGACUAGAAAACACUAUUAAAUGUGAAUACUCAUUAUUGCUGAUCCCAUUCCUCCACCAGCACUCUGUCUUCCUCAACUAGACAGUACUAUAAGAUAGGAACACCCCGGUAAAUUCAUUACUCCACAUUAAUCGACAUGGUUUUUGGUUAGUAAUACCAAUAAAUUCAUUCCCCCAUUUCCCUUUUCUUCCUUUUCAAAACCAUCCAUUUCCUAUUCUUCUUCUCCCCAAAAAUGUCUAUGCCGAUGCUAUCUCCCCUGUUUCUGAUCCUUCUCUUCUCUCUCACAUUUCGGGCGACCAAAUCUACCGCCGUUCAACGGAACCACCCGAUGCGGCUGAGAUUUGGGAAAAAUGGGGAGUUUAAGAUACUUCAAGUGGCGGAUAUGCAUUAUGCUAAUGGGAAAGGUACCCCCUGUGAGGAUGUUCUUCCCUAUCAGAUUUCUUCUUGCUCUGACCUCAACACCACCGCCUUUGUUCGCCGGAUGAUUCUUGCUGAGAAACCGGAUUUGAUUGUUUUUACUGGGGACAAUAUCUUUGGAUUUGAUGCAACGGAUGCUGCAAAAUCAUUAGAUGCUGCAUUUGCUCCAGCAAUUGCUUCCAAUAUUCCUUGGGCUGCUGUUCUGGGAAACCAUGACCAAGAAUCUACUCUUUCUAGGGAAGGAGUAAUGAAGCAUAUAGUUGGGUUGAAAAAUACUCUUUCUAAGGUUAAUCCUUCAGGAGUAAAGACAAUCAAUGGAUUUGGGAACUACAAUCUCGAGGUAGGUGGAGUGAAGGGAUCUGAUUUUGAGAACAAAUCUGUUCUAAAUCUGUAUUUCCUUGACAGUGGUGAUUACUCCACAGUUCCUGGGAUUUUUGGCUAUGGCUGGAUUAAACCUUCUCAACAGUUUUGGUUUCAGCUUACUUCUGCCAAGCUCAAGAGAGCAUACAUGAACAAACCAUUCCCUCAAAAGACUGCUGCACCUGGGCUAACAUUCUUCCACAUACCAUUGCCAGAGUUUUCAAGCUUCGAUGCUUCGAAUUACACGGGUGUUCGACAAGAAGGGAUCAGCUCUCCUUCUGUGAAUUCUGGUUUCUUUACCUCCAUGGUUGAAGCAGGAGACGUAAAAGCAGUGUUUACAGGCCAUGAUCAUCUCAACGAUUUCUGUGGGUUGCUUACUGGGAUUAACCUUUGCUAUGGUGGAGGAUUUGGGUACCAUGCUUAUGGCAAGGCUGGGUGGUCUAGGAGAGCUAGAGUGGUGGUGGCUAACUUGGAAAGAACAGCUAAAGGAAAUUGGGGAAGUGUUAAAUCUAUCAGAACAUGGAAACGCCUUGAUGAUAAACAUCUCACACCUAUUGAUAGUCAAGUUCUUUGGAGCAAGAGCUGAUCUCUUGGUGGCGUUAAUCUUUGAGAAGUGAAUAUAAUAAGAUCCGCUCUGCUAUGAGAAACAUAGCGUUUUUCUGUAUCCAAUUGAUAAAGAAAGUUAUCGUAAAGGCAAUGUAAUAGAAACAAUUGCUUUUCUUUUUUUACAUUUUUUUUACUAUAUGUGAGAGGGGAAUUAUAGUUGAUCUUUUUUUCUUAUUAUUAUUAUAAAAAAGUGUGAUCUUUCCCUA